GUACAAUUUCCCGCGCCCAUCUCUCUUGCAUUUCCCGCCCCCAAAAAAACCCUAACUUUCAGCACUGCAAAGAUGGGCCAGAAGCAGCAACUCACCGCCGACCCAGUCGCCGAUCCAAAGAAACGCCGCCGCGUGGGCUUCUCCAAUACCUAUGCUGGAGUUGAGGCGAAAGACUGCAUUAAAAUUUAUCUGGUAUCUAGCAAAGAGGAAGUGGGUGAUUCAAGUAGUUUUUGUAUUGAACCGGCUGACUUGAAUAGCUUUUUUGAGGAAGACGGAAAGAUACACGGUUACCAGGGACUGAAGAUUACCAUAUGGGUCAGCAGUAUAUCAUUCCAUGCAUAUGCCGAUAUUUCAUUCCAAAGCACAUCUGAUGGAGGCAAAGGGAUCACAGAUUUGAAAACAGCUCUUAAGAAUAUUUUUGCUGAUACCCUUGUUGAGAGUAAAGAAGAGUUCCUUCAAACCUUUUCGACUCAAAGAGAUUUUAUCAGAUCCAUUGUUUCUGGUGGUGAGAUAUUGCAGCAAAAGACCUCCAAUGGGCAUGUUGUUGGUUCUGAUAGUCAUUUAGAAGCGGCCACUUCUAAAUUGGAGGUUGUGCGUAUGGUGAUUGGAAAAACAGCUGCUGGGCCCCUUUACGGUCACUUGAUUCCUCUUGUUCUUCUUCUUGUUGAUGGUAGCAGUCCAAUUGACGUUACCGAUCCUAGUUGGGAGCUGUAUCUUUUGAUCCAAAAGAGAAGCGAUCAUCAGGGGGAUGUGCAUAGUAUAUUGCUUGGUUUUGCAGCCAUCUAUCGUUUUUACCAUUAUCCUGACAAUUCUCGUCUGCGGAUCAGUCAGAUACUGAUGUUGCCACCUUACCAGCACAAGGGCUAUGGAAGAUACCUUCUUGAGGUGCUCAAUGAUGUUGCAAUUUCUGAAGAUGUCCAUGAUCUGACAAUUGAAGAACCAUUGGAUUACUUGCAACAUGUACGCACCUGCAUUGACAUACCACGCUUGCUCGUUUUUGAACCAAUCAAGCCAGCAGUUGAUGAGGCUAUUUUGCAUCUGAAGCAAGGAAAAGUGUCAAAGAAAGCCCAGAUCCCUCGCCUCAUGCCACCCCCAUCUGCUGUUGAGGAUGUUCGAAAUAGUCUGAAAAUUAAUAAGAAACAGUUUCUCCAGUGUUGGGAGGUUUUGAUCUUUCUUGGCCUUGAUCCCAUUGAUAAGUACAUCGAGGAUUUUGUGGCAAUCAUUUCAAACCGUAUGAAAGAAGACAUAAUUGGGAAAGAUUCUGGUACUUCUGCGAAGCAGGUAAUACAAGUGCCUAGUGAAUAUGACGAAGAGAUGUCAUUUGUCAUGUUAAGAUCAAAGUCUAGUGAAGGAGCUUGCAACGUUCAAAUGGUAGGUGAAAAUCAAGCAAGUCAGGAAGAGCAGCUCCAGAAGUUGGUUGAUGAGAGAGUGAAACAGAUCAAGUUAGUAGCAGUGAAAGUAUCUCCCCGUCGCACAUAAGCAUGCCCUAGCAAUGUGCCAAACUGUCGCUCUUGUUUUGCUGAUAUGCCAUCUUGCAAGUUGGUAAUGAUGCAUCUCUGAAAAUUUGAAUUCCAGAGGUGUGUUUGUAAAUGGUUGAGCUCUCAUCAUUUGGAAUAUUUGGAGGUAACUUCUUAUUGCUUCCUAGCAGCUAAAUAGAUUUUCUGUGCUUUUCAUGCAAACUAAGAAGCCACAAACAGAAAAUCAAUCAGGACGUCAAAGUUUCUUGUAGAAUUGAUAGUUUCUUUAGAUCUUGUAACUUUGUUAAAAUGUCCGCGCUCAGUUUUUAGGUUUUCAAAAACUUGGUUGCUAAGCAACUUCUUGCUCAUAGUACUUCUUCUUGACAGAUUGAUACCUUUAUUAAUUUUGCGUAUGUCUUA
Molecule: messenger RNA, 1877 nt
Organism: Morus notabilis
Lineage: Eukaryota; Viridiplantae; Streptophyta; Magnoliopsida; Rosales; Moraceae
Product: histone acetyltransferase type B catalytic subunit
Exons: 10
Coding region: 73-1479 (468 amino acids)
Biological process (GO): subtelomeric heterochromatin formation
Cellular component (GO): nucleus
Molecular function (GO): histone H4 acetyltransferase activity
Source: RefSeq, a predicted model, not a curated record